Molecule: messenger RNA, 1135 nt
Organism: Phragmites australis (common reed)
Lineage: Eukaryota; Viridiplantae; Streptophyta; Magnoliopsida; Poales; Poaceae
Product: guanine nucleotide-binding protein subunit gamma 4-like
Exons: 5
Coding region: 465-1001 (178 amino acids)
Source: RefSeq, a predicted model, not a curated record
UAACAGUACACACAUGGAUCCUGCGCGGCCUGGAUCCGUUUGUCCGUCCGUCCGUCGUUUCUCUAGAUCCGGCCCCGACCAUCUUUCAAACCCCAUCCUCUCUCGCCUCUUGCCUGGCUGCCACCCCUCUGUGUGUGUCUCUCUCUCCGAUCAGUGGUGGUGGUGGUGGCGGCGGUGGCCUAGCUGAGCUCCUUCCGUCCCCACCCUCCAGAGCUAGCGCCGCAGUACGUAGGCCAGAAAAGAAGGCCUCUCUCUCUCUCCAUCGUAUCAUUACCGCCCGAAACGGCAACCCCGCUCCAACCACCAUGUGCUCGUCUGCAGCUCACUCCACCACCAUUUAAUCCUCCGCUUCCCUCGCACUAGCAGCCGCUCCAUCAUUCCUUCCUUCCACACAGCUUUGCAGCGGCAGCUGGCUGUUCAGAUCGUCGAUCGGCCGGCCGUCCAACAGGUAGUGCAAGAAGGCAAUGGCGGCGGCCGCGCCGAGACCAAAGUCGCCGCCGGCCUCGCCCGACCCCUCCGGCCGCCAUCGCCUGCAGCUCGCCGUCGACGCGCUCCACCGGGAGAUCCGCUUCCUCGAGGGUGAAAUAAGUUCCACUGAAGGGGUCCACGCUGCCUCCAGAUGCUGCAAAGAGGUCGAUGAGUUUGUAGUAGGAAGAAAUCCCGAUCCAUUCAUAACGAUUCGGCCAGAGAAAGGACGUAAGGAUCAAUCUCAACAGUUUUUGAAGAAGCUCCGAGUAAAGACCUGCCUGAGCUACCUCUCGUGGAUCUGCUGCUGCGGCGGCUGCUCGCCGUUCCAGCUCAAGAGGCCGCCGACGAGCUGCUCCUGCGCCGCGCAGCUGAGGAGGCUGUGCUGCUCCUGCUGCUGUUGCAGCUGCUGCCGGUGCCGCGUCGUCUACGCGGGCUGCUGCGCGCCGUGCCCGCGCUGCUCGUGCGACUGCACUUGCACGUGCCCCAGGUGCAGCGACGCGUGCUGCGCCCCUCGGUGCUGUCUAUGUUUAUGAUGAGGACAAAUUUUGCAUGCGUGCUAUACCUAUGUGUGCUACCUGUUGAUGGUUUUUUUUCUCCAUUGGGUUAGCUUGCGGUGUGGUUUUAGUGCCAAGAGUAGUUGCUGACUCUGACUCCGACUGAUCUUGCG